CCGGUUGCACCUCUGCCGCUGCUCUUAGGGUUUGGUUGCGCCGUAGUUUUCCGUUACCAAGCAGCGAUGAAACGUGAUGGCGGAAGGAACCAUCAGUCACCUCCUGGACUGAAGAUGUGAUAUGUGAAGGUCUUUGCUUGAAACUGCAUUCAGUAUGUCCACAUCCAGCGAUUUCCGGGAGAAGCUGCGGAAGAAACGGCGUGUGCUGCAGGACUCUUUGGUGAAAGUGAGGGACGACACGCAGGCCCUGGUUCCUCUCGAAUCUGGCAUCACUAAGGAGAACAUUCAUGAUGCGGUGGAGGAACUGACCGGCAGAGAGGAUGACCCGGGCGAAACCCUGCGGCAAACACUAAAAGCACAGAGAAUGAAGAAGAAAAAGAAGCUGUUAAAAGAGAUGGCAGUGGAGGUUCCUCCAGAGCACGAGGUGGUGCAGGAGGUGGUCACGGUUGUGCAGGAGCUGCAGGAGGGGCAUCUAGAAGAAACGUGGGCAGGAGAAGAUCACUCGGCUCGGCUACCCAGAGACCUUCCUCCUCUCCCUGUUUCGAGGGCUGACUCGAGUCUGUCGGAGAGCUCCGCGAGGCAGCGUAUGAGGGAGAAGCUGAGAGAGGCCAGGUCCAAAGCUGCCAGUCUGUUGGAGCAGGAGGCUUCCCAGGAGCCGGCCAGCCGUCUGAAGAGCCUCCGAGGCAGAGUGACUCUGACUAGAUUUGACCAGGAAUCAGACGACGUCCUCGGCCAGAGCGACGCCACCGCAGCUGCCAGGGUGAAAUUUCGGGAUGCAGCCAGACGAGUAGCCAGAAACAAAACGUCCGAAAGCGGUUUGCCCAGCGCUGAGGAAGCGUACAACUUCUUCACCUUCAACUUCGACCCCGAACCUAAACCUGAAAAGCGCGACGUGGAAACAAAAAAAGACGCAAGGGAAGAAGAGGAAGGUGAAGAGGAAGAAGAGGACACAGAGCAGGAAGGAGAGGAGGAGACCACGGAGAGGGUGAAGCACGCCAUAUUUACUUCAGGGAAUAAUGAUGAAGAUGCGCCGCUGGUCAGAGAUGAAGAUGAGGAUCUGUUUGUUAUUCAGUCAGCGCACGACUUCCUGGAGGUGAAGAAGGCUGAGUAUGUUGAGAACGGCAGCCGGAUAGAAAGAGAGAAAGAGCUUCUGUUCGUCCCCAGUGUGAGACCUGUGCCUGCUUCCUGUAAGCUCCCGGAGAACCUGCGUCCCCGUUAUCUAGAAGAAGAGGGUCUUUAUGUAGGAGAGCGGCCAUACGUGUCCCUGACCAAUCAGAGCAUUCUGGAAAACCGCAUCGUGAAGCAAGAUCAGGGUAUGAAGUGGUUUGGCGAUGACGGACGGAUCAUGGCUCGGCCGGAUCCAAUCAAGGAGUCCUCAUCAAGGCCACCCCUUUUCCACCUGGAGGAGGCACUCGAACCGACACUGCAGACUGUCUACAGAAAGGCGCUGAAAUCGAAGCACAUUAGCCGCUACAUGGUGGGAGUCGGCGAGCCGGGCGGAGACUACCAGCUGGACGUCGAUGUGUCCGGGCUUAUAUUCUCCCAUCAUCCCCUGUUCAGCAGGGAGCAUGUGCUGGGGGCUCGGCUGGCCCAGCUGUACGACCAGUACCUCAGCAGACGCCAUAAAAACCUCACCUGUCUUCUAACAGAUAAGUUAAAUGGGUUGAGAAACGCCAUUCACAAUAUGCUGCAGCUUCAUAACGGAGAAGGUCUUAGCCUGGUGAGUCAGCAAAGAAUUGUGGAGUACAGACAGGAAAUGAGACACACUCGUCAGCUGCGAGACUUGGAGCAAGAGAGAGACCGAACUCUGCUGAAGAGCAUCGUCAAAGUGUGGAAGGAGCUCAAAGGACUGCGGGAAUUCCAGGGUUUCGCCAACACGCCCUACAAACUCUACGUCAGAAAAGAGGAGGUGGAUCGAGGACGGGAUGAACGAGAACACGAGGCGGAGAUCUCUGCAGAGGUUUCCGAGCUGCACGCUGAGGCCGUCGAAGAUUAUGAGAGGAAGAUGGUUGAGUACCGGAGACGUCUGGAGGAAUGGAGGUCCUGGAGGAGGAAGCAGAAAUUAAAGAAGAAGCAAAAGCAGAAAGAACAGCAGUCUGAGGAUGAAGAGGAUGAGCACAGCGACGAAGACUCGGGAGAGGUGCGAGUGAAACCAGAACCUCCAGAGAAACCGAGCACAGCGAGUUUGGAGCAGCAGGUCCGAGAGAAAGCCGCGAAGAUCCGCAGGAAACCCGGAGAAUCGAUUUUGGUUCCAGAGCUUACGGUCUCCGGGCCGGUCACGCCUAACGAACAGUGUCCACGAGGUGAAUUAGGACGGAGGGAGGACGUAGCGAAGCGCUCGCUGUUUAUCAAAGUGCUGUACAACGACAAAGAAGUUUCCAGAACGGACAGUCGCUCGCUCAGCAUGGACUUCCGCGUUCACGUCGGCCAGAUGUUCAACCUGAAAAUCGUGAACUGGCCCGAGAGCAUCAAACUGCAGAUAUACGAGAGCGCCGGAUCGUCUACCAAUCUGUUAGCGGAGGUGUGUGUACCAGUUCCGGAGACUUCCGUUCUAACAGGAAGUGCUUCAUCUGAAGAGAUGGAGUUCAGCAGCAACCAGAGGGUCACGUUUAACCAUGAGGGAGUCGGCAGUGACGUGCCGUUCUCGUUCAUGGCUGAUGGCAGUAACCGCCAGACACUGCUGACCUCAGGGAAGCUGUCCUGCUGUGUGUCCUGGGCCAUAGGAGAAGAUGACCUGCCCCUGGCUCCGCCCUCUGGCCAGCCCGGUGUACACAGUGGUCUGAGGCAGUUGGAUGCUAUAGCGUGCAUCGGGGCGUCUGGGCUAAACGACAUGAAGAAGCUGGGGAAAUGGGCAACCGAGUCUCGCCUUGACCCCAACGACCCCAACAACUCCUCCAUAAUGCAGCUGCUCUCAGUGGCGAGCGGAGGGGAGAUGGCGGUCCCUGAUUAUUUCCGACCGGAACAGCUGCAGGAGGAGUUUAACUUCCUGUCUGAUGAGGAGCUGGAGCGCUCGCGCCGCUUCCGGCUGCUCAGACUGAGGAGCCGAGAGGUGGCUGAGUUUCGGCAAUUCAAAUCCGUGCCUUCUGUCGAGCGGGAGAUCUCGGAGAAAGUGUUUGAGGAUUAUGAGCGCAGGCUGAAGGAAGGAGAGCUGGUGGACACCAAGGAGCACAUGGACGCACACAGAGCUCUGGUGGCUAAGUAUUUACAGAAAGUGCGGGAAUCUGUGAUGAACCGCUUUCUCAUAUCGAAGCAUCAUUACGUGCUGUCGGAUGUGAUAGUGGAAGAGGAGGUACCGAGCAUCGGGAUUUUAGGCCUGAACCUGUUCAAGCUGGCCGAGCCCAAGCGUCCUCUGAAGCCUCGGAGAAAAGAAAGAAAGAAAGUGACGGCUCAGAACCUUUCCGACGGAGACGUCAAACUGCUGCUGAACGUCAUCCGGGGCUACGACAUCCCUGUCCGUAAACCGCACACCAGCAAACCUGCAGCAGUGUCCAAGAGCGCGUUUACAUCGGCUCAGUCGUCUCAGACCGCACUCCAGGGGGGUGAUUGGCCCCUCGGCCAGCCCCAGAUCCGGCCCUAUGUCGAGGUCUCAUUUCAGCGUACGGUACUGCAGACCUCCACAGCUGAGGGUCCGAACCCUUGCUGGAACGAAGAACUGCUGCUGCCAUUCAGCGCUCCGAACGGAGAUUACAGCACAUCCAGCCUGCAGGCCGCCCGCGACGAGGUCUUCAUCAGCAUCUUUGACGAGGUCCUGUACGAGGUGGUGGAGGAUGAGCGAGAAAAAGGAAACAGCGUUCACACGCGCAUCGAGAGACACUGGCUGGGAUCCAUCAAGAUUCCGUUCAGCACGAUCUACAUGCAGUCACGGAUCGACGGGACCUUCAAGGUGGCCACGCCCCCAGUGUUGCUAGGCUACAGUAAAGAGCGGAGCCUGGGCACCGAGGGCGGCUACGACACGGUGAGGAGUCUGAGCGAAGGCACCUUCCUCACCCUCUUCAUCACUAUCGAACCACAGCUGGUGCCUGGAGACACGGUUAGAGAAAAGAUGAAGAAUGGAAAGUUUGACACGCAGGAAUCCGAGCGCUUGCUGUCGGCAUGCGAGAGCUUCGAGAAGGACACGGGGAGGAGGUUCCCGGACCGACCCUGUCUCACCACUGUGGCGGAUAUGAACGGCAAAACCGUCUUCAUCACACGCUUCAUUCGAGCCCUCGGCCCUCCGCAGGAGCUGCUGGACGCUUUUCCCAACAACCCCCAGGAGGCAGCGGAGCUUGUCGCUCGAUACGUGUCUCUCAUUCCCUUUCUGCCGGACAGCGUCUCUUUCUCUGGCGUCUGUGAUUUAUGGAGCACCUGCGAUCAAUUCCUGACGCUGUUGGCGGGAGACGAGGAGGAGCACGCCGUUCUGCUCUGCAAUUACUUCCUGUCCAUGGGCAAAAAGGCAUGGCUUAUCAUAGGAACUGCCAUCCCUGAGGGUCCUACAGCGUACGUUCUCACCCAAGAACACAACAGCUACGUGAUCUGGAACCCCAGUACGGGGCAGUUCUAUGGACAGUACGACACAUUCUGCCCUCUGCAGACAGUCGGCUGCCUGGUCAACGCCGAUAAUGUGUGGUUUAAUAUUCAGACAUACGCCACUCCCAUGAGGAUGGGCUUCGAUGUCACCAAGCCCAAGUGCUGGAAGCCGUUUUUCUCCAGAUCGUUCCCCGACCCCGGCAUCUCCAGCAUCCAGCCUGAGGAGCUUGUGUACAAACAGACAGACAAGGCAGCAGCAGCAGAGUUACAGGACAGGAUAGAAAAGGUUCUCAGGGAGAAGAUCAUGGAAUGGCGCCCCAGACACCCGACUCGCUGGAACCGCUACUGCACGUCCACCUUACGCCACUUCCUGCCGCAGCUGGAACGGAGCGGAGGCCGCGAAGUCGCCGAGGAGCAUCGGCUCGAGCUGCAGAGUCUCCUGGGAGACUACAGGAUCUCCGGCUUCCCCCUGCACCUUCCGUUCUCCGAGAUUCGACCCAUCGUGGAGGCGGUACACAGCACAGGCGUGCACAGCGUCGAGGCUCCUAACGUGGAGUUCGCGCUGGCCGUGUACGUACACCCUUACCCCAGUAACGUGCUCUCCGUGUGGGUUUAUCUCGCCUCGCUAGUCCGUACACGCUAGAUUGCGUAACACCAACCCAGGCAAAGCAGAUCUUCAUGAAGUUUGCUUUGUGCACAGUGGCAUCGUCAUGCUGGAACAGGUUUGGGUCUCCUAGUUUAAAUUUCAUGCAUCUUCAUCCAAGGAUACAAUUGUAUGCCUUCAGCUUUGCAAUGACAAUUUGGGGAUGAACCUCAUAUGAUUGGGAAAGUCAGGUGUCCCAAUAUUUUUGUCCAUGUAGUUUAUUUUGGGAUUUUUUACUGAAGAUUGAGUAUUUCUACUUGAAUCUAAUAUAUAUUUUCAGUAUCAUUGGUUACUGAGGGGAAAUUUUACUAUCAAGACAUACAACCAUUGUUUUUUUUUUGUUUUUUUUUUAUAUAAAAACCAUCCUUUCUUUUGCGUUAUAACACUGUAGAGCAGAAAAAAAACUGACCAAAAAACCGACUUGGACAAAAAAAACGGAUCAGAGAACGAAAAUCUAGAUCUCAAUUCCCUGAGGAUUUGGUUACUUUCUCCUGUCACAUUCAUGAACCGAAACCUUCUGACGUUUGUUGACCGAGAAGAAAAGCACGUAUUUUUGUUUUCCAUCUUCCUUUGAGUCUUUCAGUCAAAACAGGUCACAUGUAGCGUCUCGAGAGAGCAAAACAAAACCUCCUCGGGACGUUUUCACCCAUUUCAACCAAAAAGUUCAUUUCAGCACGUUUUAAGUAAAAUAGGAAUUUUAUAUCCGUAUUGGCAAAUAGUGAAAUAUUUGUGGGUUUAAAAAAAAAAAAAACCUCAAAUUACAUUCAACAUCCUUUUUUUCUUUUUAUUUCUUCAUUCACAAAAACAUUGACCCACAUUAUGUUUGCUGACUUAUUUUUGGUGUGCGUGCAGUUUACUGUAACUUUCCUGCAAUAAAAAGAUUAAAAAUUUAAGCUUAAACCAAA
Molecule: messenger RNA, 6054 nt
Organism: Silurus meridionalis
Lineage: Eukaryota; Metazoa; Chordata; Actinopteri; Siluriformes; Siluridae
Gene: cc2d2a
Product: coiled-coil and C2 domain containing 2A
Exons: 40
Coding region: 155-5149 (1664 amino acids)
Biological process (GO): non-motile cilium assembly; protein localization to ciliary transition zone
Cellular component (GO): ciliary transition zone
Source: RefSeq, a predicted model, not a curated record